GGAGGAUCAGAGAUGGCACUGAACGGAGGUGCUGAUGGCGCCUGUGAGAACUGGGAGCUCACCAAGGACAUGCUGCUGGAGGAGCAGAGCCCGAGGAAAUCGCCCAAAAGAGCGGUGCUGUCGCUCCUGCCCUCGUCCCCACCAAGAGCCGUUGUGCUGCUGGCCCUGCUCCUGGCCCUCAGCUUUGUGUUCCUCAUGAUUCUUAUCCUUGUGAACAUCCAAAGAGGUGAGAUAAGCACCGUGCUCGCGCAGGAGGAGGCAUAA
Gallus gallus (chicken) is the source of this 264-nucleotide messenger RNA. It is a transcript of the gene FCER2, whose product is annotated as Fc fragment of IgE receptor II. The record is from RefSeq and is a predicted model, not a curated record. The coding region runs from base 13 to 264 and encodes 83 amino acids. The transcript has 3 exons. Lineage: Eukaryota; Metazoa; Chordata; Aves; Galliformes; Phasianidae.